This is a messenger RNA of Durusdinium trenchii, 687 nucleotides long. Lineage: Eukaryota; Dinophyceae; Suessiales; Symbiodiniaceae. The record is from the annotation of a GenBank genome assembly.
ACCGACCCCCUCAGCGGAGAGGAGGCCGCCGUCGCCAUUGUGAAGGCGAUGGCUCCCGAGGCACACAGUCCUCCAGCCUUGCGCCGUGCCGAGCGACAACGCUUUGCAGAAGCCUUCGAGGCCUUCAAGGCCCCGAAUGCGAAGGAAGGGCUCAGCGUUGGAGGAUUUGUCAAGCUCUGCCAGCGCUGCUUUCGGUUCAGCGACACCUUCGGUGCCAACGAGGCCGAAGAGAUCUUCUGGGAGGUGGUGUUGCCCGGUGGAGAGAUGGACUUACAAGGCUUAGACACGGCCCUCUCCCUGAUCGCUUGGCGCUUCGGGCGCGCCGCGGGUGCCUUGAAGCGUGCGGUGAGCCUAGCAGGGGUUUCAGAGGGCAAGAACUUGCCGGCCUUAGCCAACAAGGAGAUGCCACGACACAACGUCAGGCCUUGGGUGGGUGGCGCCUGAAGAAUGGGCCCUUCUGCUCCAGGUUCCGGUCGAUGCAGUCUUGUCAAAAGAACGCAGCGGCUGCGAGAUGAAGGGUCCCAGAGAAUUGAAGUUUCUCCAAAGACCCAAGAAACCGAAGAGCAGGUUCCAACCUGAUUGGAAGAAAAAUGAUUCGAGAAUAUGUCGAGAUUGUAGGUUGUUUUUUGGGGGGCUGGUGUGAGCAUUUGGUAUAGCCACAGCCUUGUUUCAUCCCUUUGAAAUGGC